Messenger RNA from Saprolegnia parasitica CBS 223.65, 1507 nucleotides. Its product is annotated as glutathione-disulfide reductase. Gene Ontology annotation, biological process: cellular response to oxidative stress; cell redox homeostasis; glutathione metabolic process. The transcript is spliced from 2 exons. The record is from RefSeq and is a predicted model, not a curated record. Lineage: Eukaryota; Oomycota; Saprolegniomycetes; Saprolegniales; Saprolegniaceae. Gene Ontology annotation, molecular function: flavin adenine dinucleotide binding; NADP binding; glutathione-disulfide reductase (NADPH) activity. Gene Ontology annotation, cellular component: cytosol; mitochondrion. Bases 17 to 1507 code for a protein of 496 amino acids.
AAUUGCAAUUUGCACCAUGGCGACCACCGUCUACGAUUACAUUGUCAUUGGCGGCGGCUCGGGCGGCAACUCGUCCGCGCGCCGCGCCGCCGCCUACGGCGCCAAGGUCCUUCUCAUCGAGCGCGGCCACGCCAACGACGGCGCCGGUAUGGGCGGCACCUGUGUCAACGUCGGCUGCGUGCCCAAGAAGAUCAUGUUCAACGCAGCGCUCCACGCCGAGAUGCUCCACUCGGCACACGCGUACACGUUCAAAAACAUCCAGGACGUCGAGUACGGCUCGUUCGACUGGGCGGCGCUCAAGAAGAAGCGUGACGCGUACGUCGCCCGCCUCAACGGCAUCUACGAGCGCAACCUUGGCAACAACCAGAUCCCGCUCGUCUACGGCGCCGCCAAGUUUGUCGACAACCACACGGUCGAGGUCAACGGCGACCGGUACACGGCCAAGCACAUCCUCAUCGCGGUCGGUGGUGUCCCGGCCAUGCCUCCGCUGCCGGGCAUCGAGCACGCGAUUUCGAGCGACGGCUUCUUCGCACUCGAGACGCAGCCCCGCAAGGUCGCAGUCGUUGGCGCCGGCUACAUUGCGGUCGAGCUCGCCGGUAUCUUUAACGCGCUCAAGUCGGACACGACGCUCUUUUGCCGCGGCAACCAGGUGCUGCGCACGUUUGACCCGAUCGUGCGCGACCUCGUCAACACCGAGAUGGAGCACGCCGGCGUUCACUUUGUGCGCGAGAGCGGCAUCACGUCGAUCGAGAAGGCGGUUGACGGGUACGCUGACGAUUCAGGCGACGGUGGCGGCGUGCCGCAGUCGUUUCCAGGCUUUGAGACCGUCCUCUUUGCGAUUGGUCGCACGCCCCGCACGCACGACUUGGGUUUAGAGACCACUGACAUUGCCCUUUCCGCCGACAAGUUUAUCCAAGUCGACGCCCAAGAAAACACAAGUGUCCCGAACGUGUAUGCGGUGGGCGAUGUCACGACGACGGGGUGGGAGCUGACGCCGGUGGCGAUUGCGGCGGGUCGUCGCCUCGCCGACCGUCUCUUUGGCAACGAGCCGAACGCGUGCAUCAACUACCACCAAAUCCCCACGGUCGUGUUUAGCCACCCGCCGAUUGGCACGAUUGGCUUGACCGAGCCGCAGGCCAUUGCGCAGUACGGUGCCAACAACGUCAAGGUGUACACGAGUUCGUUCUUCAACAUGUUUUACGCCAUGAGCGAGCAAGACGACAAACAAAAGACCGCCAUGAAGCUCAUUUGCAUCGGCGAAGAAGAGACGGUCGUCGGCGUUCACGUCGCGGGCCUCGGCGCCGACGAGAUGAUCCAGGGCUUUGGCGUUGCGGUCAAGAUGGGUGCGUACAAGUCGGACUUUGACAAUAUCGUGGCGAUCCACCCGACAGCGUCGGAGGAGCUCGUGACGAUGCCCGAGUGGGGCAAGAUCAAGGACAUUGUGACGUUGCCGCUUGGCACGGCGCGCAAGCCGCCGACGCUCAAGCCCAAGGACAGCGCGCUGUAA